Spirodela intermedia is the source of this 633-nucleotide messenger RNA. The record is from the annotation of a GenBank genome assembly. NCBI's taxonomy places the organism in Eukaryota, Viridiplantae, Streptophyta, Magnoliopsida, Alismatales, Araceae.
AUGUUGUCCGCAAGAGUUGUUCCUAUCGUGCCAAACGACCACCGUUUACAACUGGAUAAAUAUUAUGCACUGAGUAGUCGUUCUCUAUUUUAUGUGAAAGGGGUUGCUCCGAGGCGGAGGCACUACCGAGGAGUGAGGCAAAGACCAUGGGGAAAGUGGGCAGCGGAGAUUAGAGAUCCGAAGAAAGCUGCUCGAGUGUGGCUCGGCACCUUCGACACCGCAGAGGGUGCAGCCGCCGCCUACGAUGAAGCUGCCCUGAGAUUCAAAGGCGCAAAGGCGAAGCUCAAUUUCCCCGAGAGAGUCCAAGGUCGGACGGAUCUUGGUUUCCUGGUAUCCCCAGGAAUUCCCCGACAGGUGUCAGAUCCGGUGCUCCGACCGCCACCAUCGUACCCGGAUCUCCUUCAGUACGCCCAGCUCCUUCGCGGUGGAGACGAGGACCUCCAUACUGUGGCGGCCAGACUCUACGGUCGACGCAUCAUAUUUUCGAGCGUUCCACCGAUCUUGGCGUCUCCAGGGAACUCUCCGCAGGGACUGGUGGGCUUUUCCUCCCCGUUCAGCAGCUCUUCCUCUAGCUCGAAUCCUCAAGAACAAGAUAAACCCAUCAGAGGUGGCCUAUCGAGGGAUAGCUGUUGA